GGUAGCAUAAAUGUGGGAAUGACUGAUCCUUCCCUCUGGUGGGCAUCUCUCUUGACCCGAACGAGGCAAGGAAGACUGUUCUCAGAAGUGAGGAUCUUGAAAGGUGGAGGAAGGUGGAGCGUAAGAGCUCCAGAUGGCCUACUUGCUCUCCUCUGAUGUUUCAUCAGGCCUCAGCUAGAUAAAAGGACUUUCCCCUCCAGUUUUUACCAGAUAAGUUGGAUUUUGACUCCCAUACUUCCACACUUUCCUAGCUAUGUUGGGGAAGUUUUUGUGAAGGAAAAAGUCGGGGGUGAUUAUUUGUUUGGACAACUGAUAACCUGUGUGUUUGGCUACUUUUUCCUACUUACAUCAGGUAAAAUGGCUUCCCUCUGGUUCUUCUGGUCCAUGGUUCUCUCAGGCUUUCUCAUAACUGGUGGUUUCAAGAUUAUCCAACAUAGCACCAACACGAAGAACAUGGAGUCAUUUCGUUCCGCCGCCAACACAAACGAUUGGAAGUGGAAAGCAGCAGGUGAUGGAGGCAAUGGAUCCUCUCGGUUGCUCCGUCAAAAAAGACAGGAUAAAAUGGAGGAACAUGCUAAAAAGUCUCCUGCCCUUACAACAGCUUCACCCCCCUCUGGUAUGGACUUCCAAGUAAAUGCCACCUCCUCUCCCGUGAAGAUGAUGACCAAAAUUGCAUCCAAAAGUCCUCCAGAACAUGUGCUACCUGAAACCAGAAAUGAGACUAAGUCACAGAAAAUCCCCCUGGACAUGAAUGUAACGUGGCCAUGGCUGAUCGAUGUGACCUCCACAUCCCCUCAGGUGCCUGUUUCCACAGUGACUUUGAGGCCAGAUUCUGACACUACUAGACCUGUCUCCAGAACAAAAGAAAACCUCCAUUCUCUCCUCAAAACAGCCACACCUAGUCCAGCAUUGUUGGAUCAUAUAUCUACUUCAUCCUCUCAACAUUUGAUUGAUGAUUCAGGUUUUUCCACAGCCCCCCAGAAGCACAUCUCAGACUCACCUAGGCCAGACGUAAAUUCAAAAUUAAAACUUCCUCUCAUAACAGCUACAUCUGGUUCCACCAAAACACCGCAACAUCUGGAUGAAAUCUUGUCUACAUCUUCUCAGACUUCGGGGGAUGUCUUGGAGUUUUCCACGGCCACCGAGAAGCACAGCUUGGACUCAGCUAGGCCAGACCUAAAUCCGAAGGUAAAACCUCACCUUGCAACGGCUACAUCUGUUCCCACCAAAACACAGAAAUGGCUGGAUGAAAUGGUGUCUACGUCCACUGAGACUUUGCAGGAUGACUUGGAUUCUUCUACAGGGCCCUCAAGGCACAGCUUGGGCAUGACCACAUCAGGCUCCUCAGCCACCACCCAAGGAAAGUCUCCCCUUGCCAAUAACACCAACCCUUUGAUUGGAAAAUGUUUGCUGGCCAUCCUCCUCCUGGCUCUGGUGGCCGCCAUCUUCAUUGUGUCCUCUGGUGUCCUGGCCACCACGCUGUGGCGCCAGAAGAAAGCUUACAGACUGGGCCAGGCCAACCACACAGAGAUGGUGUGCAUCUCAUCCCUGCUGUCUGCUGAAAAGGAGGAGGAGGAGGAGAGGAGGAGGCAGCCCAAAGUGAAGCGGGUAAAACUUCUUGGGGAGACGGGGUCGGAGACAGAGGUGGACAACUUAACCCUGAACAGCUUCCUACCAGAGCAUUAAUCGUGUGCUUUCUUGGUGCUUCAGACAUCCCUGGCUCAUUUUCUAGAGCCUACUGAUCUUCUCCAGGACCGUAAUUGUCCUUAGGAUCUUCUCUACCCAGGACUACAUUUGCAGGACAUCCCUGUCUUCUCAUCUGGGUUGACCCCUUGCACUGACCCGUGAAGUAACUUGCCUGGCUGUGCCUUUGCCUGCUAUAGGAGCCCUACGUUUAUGUUUUGGAAACUGUCGUUUCUUUGUGAACUCGAUGACUGUGGCUUGUUAAAAACAAAACUUAGCCCAAUGUUUUCCUGCAGCCCUGCAGAUCAAAUGAUGUAUCCAGAAAGGAGACAUUCUGAAAUGUGUAAAUUAUUUGUUAGUUAGAGUUUACUGUGUUUCCUCCCAGGAGUUCAGGA
Messenger RNA from Candoia aspera, 2078 nucleotides. It is a transcript of the gene SELPLG, whose product is annotated as selectin P ligand. The record is from RefSeq and is a predicted model, not a curated record. Gene Ontology annotation, biological process: leukocyte tethering or rolling. Lineage: Eukaryota; Metazoa; Chordata; Lepidosauria; Squamata; Candoiidae. The transcript has a single exon. The coding region runs from base 358 to 1686 and encodes 442 amino acids. Gene Ontology annotation, cellular component: plasma membrane.